This is a messenger RNA of Geosmithia morbida, 885 nucleotides long. RefSeq lists its product as uncharacterized. The transcript has 5 exons. NCBI's taxonomy places the organism in Eukaryota, Fungi, Ascomycota, Sordariomycetes, Hypocreales, Bionectriaceae. Bases 1 to 885 code for a protein of 294 amino acids. The record is from RefSeq and is a predicted model, not a curated record.
AUGAUCUCCAGCAAUGGGAGCCUCAUUGCUGGCACCACACAUGCUAUCCCGCCUCGCCGUAUGGCUGUUGCUCUUGAUUACCCUGACGUUCCGCGGUUGGAGGCCGAGGUCGAGGCCCAAGACUUUAACGCUGACUUGAGUACCGGCUGGUUUUGCUGCUCGGUCAUCUUGCCGGACCCCAAAGAACUGAUACCACGGGCCGAGGACACCAUACGUUACCAGGGUCAGGAGCAGAUUGGGCUGCAUCAAGCAACGGGCUCAUCCAUCCUUGCCUAUGCCGCUUCGUGUCUGAACUCUCUCAUGAAUCUUGAGAAGACGGAUUCUCGGCGAAUUGGAAAAAGUUUCGGCACUCAGCAUAUUGGUCCAUCCGAUGGUCUCGCCUUGUCGGCUGUCUGGCGGUGCCUCAUAUUCCGGUGCCGCAGACUCGUCAGUUCGUAUGUUGCCUUUCGCAGUUUCGCAGCUUCCCCUGCCACGUGCUCGAGGAAUACGACCACCGAGACCAAGCUCCAGACGGGCACUGACUUUUACCACUACAUGACGUCAAUUUAUGUCAACCUCUUCCGCUCCACGGCUCCGCUGCACACCGAUCUCAGGGUUGACAAGAGUCGUGAGCUGGCCGGUCAUGAUCAAGAGCUCGUCCCGGUCUUUGUCAAUGUCCCCACCGAGAGCUUCUACUUCCUGAUUGAUGAUGACGGGAGUAAGAGAAUCGGGGCUCCGAUUCGCCUGCAGCUCUUCCGGCUUGUACCCCACCAUGACUCCGGCGACCACAACAACGAGGCCACUUACGCUCCCAAUUUCGUCCGCAACCUGGGUGCGCGCAUUGGCGAAUUCCUCGACAGCUUCCCGGCGGUUUUCAGCCCUAGCUAUCUCAAUUUCCUAGCAUAG